CUUCCCGCGGUUGCUAUGCAACGCGUCUCUAACCGCUGUGCUGCGCGAAAGCAUAAACAAUACAAACUCUGCAAACUGUCGUAAUAAUUAAAUAUAUCUGAUAGACAAAAGCUAUUUGGUUGAAGUUAUUUAACAGAGACUCCGGCUGUACAGCGAUUAUCGAGAUAAAUGGAGAGUUAUGAGCAGUUUUACAGCAGGACAUUGAACGCGCUGCUGCCGCCUGCCUGCAGUACCUCGCCGCGGCCGCAGAGGGCGCUGUCCCACAUUCACUUCCGCGGCAGGACACUCUUAAAGCCGCUGCUGAGUGAAGCGCUGCGUGUUCAGAUGGCUCAGGACAGACAGACAGCGCUGGAGAGAGACAGGAGGAGACAGACGAGACACACAGAUGCUCUUCUGGAGCGAGUGCAUGACAUCCUCAACAACAUCCAGGUGCAGAAGAAGCCGGACAGUGCAGAGACGCCCACAUCAGACUCCUCUCUGACUCUCAGGUCCAAAACGAGUCCGAUGUGCUCCAUCAGAACCAGCGUGAGGCCGAGCACAGCUCCAGCCCAGAAGCAGACGCUCAGUCCCAGCAGCUCUCUGAAGAGAGAGACCCUCCGCCUGCUCAACCAGCGCAUGGAGAAGCUGGCGUCUGACGAGAUCCCAGGAUCCCCUGAUUCCAGUCUCUGUCUCAGUCUGAUGGGCUCAUACGCCCGGUUACCCAGCCCUCAGCCCAGCCGCAGCCCACGAGUGAACGCAUCCGUCAGAAACAUCCUCAUCUCCAGCCCCGUCAGUGAGUCUGAGCUCAGCACUACUGGAUCUCAAAACAGUGAGCAGCCUUCAGCUUUCACAGCACCUUCACCGCCCUCUUCUGCUGCAGGAUGGAACUGCAGCGAUGGACAGCUGUCAAUCAUUACCUCCACUCCCAGCAGCAGGACAGGAAUGACAGGAUUAGAUGAAACACAAGAUGUGAGCUGUGAGAAGCCCAGACCGGCCCGUCGCUCACCCCCGGCGCUCCUCAACCGAUCCUAUGAUGUGGAAAACCCCUCGCCAUCUCUGAACAGACCACAGGUGGAUUCAGUCGAGCCGUACCUGAGCCGAUCAGAGACAGAACGACACUCACAGCGGCUCCUGGAUCACCAGCUGAACCCUAAAAAGCUCACUGGAGUGGAGCAGCAGAUCCAGGCUAUGGAAGUGUUGCGUGAGCGUUUAGAGAGAGAACACACUCUGCAGAUCUCACAGGAGAGACACACACACUUCCAGCAGGAGAUCCAGAGGAAGCUGAACGAACACAGCAGCCUGACCUCAUCGAAACACACUUCACACACACAGGAGGUGUGUGUGGAGCAGAUGAAGCCUCUCUGUCGUCUCACUGCUGUGGCUCGAGGUUUUCUGACACGCAGACUCCUACAGACGGACAAAAUCACACACCUGCGCAAAACCAUACAGGACUCCAGAGAUUUAAUCCGCUCCUUCCAGACGGACUCCUCGCUGAGGAGAGUCUCCAUCUCCCAUCAGGAUCUGUCCUUAUAUCAGCGCGUCACAGCUCAGCUGCGAUCAGCGCUACAUGACGUCCAUCAGAUCUUCACUGUGUGGCCAGUGAGAGACAGACUGAGUAUACUACAGCAGGAGCGAGAGAUCCGCAGAGAGAGGGCACUCAGAGAGACGGACAAAGACGGUUCUGGAAACACACGGAUCCUGUCCUCGGUCACUCUGAAGACACUGGACAGGAAGGCUCAGAGGACAGGAAAGAAGACGAAGGUGAUUCCCAAGAGCUCAGCGGCGAGGAGUGCGGUGAAGAAGAGAGACGAUUGUUUGGAAGUGAGACGCAGGAAGUAUCUGUCUCUGGGAUGAAAACACACACA
Messenger RNA from Carassius carassius (crucian carp), 1844 nucleotides. RefSeq lists its product as uncharacterized. NCBI's taxonomy places the organism in Eukaryota, Metazoa, Chordata, Actinopteri, Cypriniformes, Cyprinidae. Gene Ontology annotation, biological process: regulation of cytokinesis; centriole replication; centrosome duplication. The coding region runs from base 169 to 1833 and encodes 554 amino acids. The transcript has 12 exons. Gene Ontology annotation, cellular component: centriole. The record is from RefSeq and is a predicted model, not a curated record.